UUAACACAGGCUGAGUGGUAGUCUUCAUAAUGAGUAAACUGACCUUUAUGUGUAAAAUUGGUGAAUUGGCCCUUUAAAUCACCCUGAGCUAAAAGGCCCAUGUGACUUUUUCCUUCAACACCAGGUGUCAGUCUAAAACACAUGAGCAUUUUUCCUGCAGAUACUGUAUUUCCCAACGUACCACCUGGACAGACAGACUGGAAGACACACCACUGUGCAUGCAUGCCUAUCUCUGACUUGACAUGUUGACAGCUGCCUAACAGUCUUACAUUUUUAUAUCCCCCACCCCCCUUCUUGUUUUUCUGAACUCUAUCUCUCUCCCAUGGCGUGCCUCAACCUGUGCUCUCCGCCUCGCGAGAGCUCAUGCUAAUUCUUACGCUGUGAUUUGCUGUUUUCGGUGGGGUACUGUGUACCCACUGCACGAUCUGAUUGGCUUUUUGAGUGACCCUGCAGGUUUGAGGGGGAGCGGGCUUCCACUAUUACCACAAAGAUUGGGUGAGAGAUAGGCUUAAUGACAGAGGCUACAACUUAGAUGAGAGCAGCUGUAGAGGAAGAGAGCAAACAAAGAGGGGGCAGUAAGAAAAGAAAGCGACAUUAUGAGAUAGAAAUAUUACAAAGAGAAAGAAAGAAGUUAAAUCCCAGAGUGCCUUGGUGGACCCUGUGAACAGACAUGAAUAAUCGCUCCAUCGCCUGGUGGCUGAGACAGAUCGGCCUGCCCCAGUACACCAAGACACUAGAAAGUGAAUAUUAUGGUCUUGAGGGUUUGCUGAAUGUAACUGAUGGAGAGCUGAAGGAUGCAGGGAUAGAGGAUGCAACACACAGAGAGACCAUCCUCAACCAGCUUUCAAGACACAGAGAGAGACUGGAUCCACAUUCUGCUGUACAGGGCCUGGGGCGCAGGGUGAGCCGAAAGUACUCCCUGGGGUCGUCUAUGGACCUGGAGAAGCCAAAGAAGGACCUGUUUCGUCAGAGUGUUCUGCCACGCCUCCAGCGCGCUGACAAAAAACACCGCCUGUCUGCCUCCUGCUCGCAGCUCCGCCCCCUGAAUGAGGACAACGCUCACAUCAAUGAGAGAGACCGCUGUCAGGACAGCAAACGCAGCAAGAGGAGGAGUGUCAGCGCAUACCUCAGCCAGCUGAAGGUUUUUGGAGGUCGGAGAGAGAUGGACUCAUUAAAGAGGGAGCUAGAGGAGGAACUGAAGCUCAGCACUGAAGACCCGAGAAGCCAUGCAUGGUACCACGGACCACUGACCCGAGAGGCAGCAGAGUCUCUGUUUGAGAGGGAUGGAGACUUCCUGGUCCGAGACUCAAGCUCUGCCCCCGGCGACUACGUUUUGAGCUGCUUUUGGAAGAACGGGCCCAUGCACUUUAAGAUCAUACGAGUGGUCCUUCGUCCCAAAAAGGGCUACUCUCGGGAGCUGUUCCAGUUUGAGGAGGAUCGCUUUGACAAUGUUCCUGCUCUGAUCCGCUUCUAUGUGGGUGGGCGUCGGCCCAUCUCCCAGGCCUCAGGCGCUGUGAUCUUUCACCCAAUCACACGGACCCUUCCUCUGCGUGCCAUCAUGGAGAAGCAUGCAGAGCCCAAAAGCAGCAGCAGUAGCAGCAGCAGAGGUGCAGGGGGAGAAAAGCACACUACAACCAACAAAAGACGCAGCCUCAGCUCUACAGACACACUGCAGGUCAACAAUCCGCUGCUAAGGAGUGGAAGUCAGCCUGCUAAUUUGGAGAAUGUGGGACGGAGGCCUUCACUUCAGUCUGCACAGUCUGACAGCAACCUACGAACUGGUGUUCCACAGACCACUCAGCCAGAGGACACAGGCCCCGCCCCCAUCUCCCCAGUGUUUCGCACAGGCAGCGAACCCCUGCUGAGCCCACGACCACGACACACACGCCCCUCCCAUCCAGGUGGUGGUGUAACUUUGCGAGGUUCAGAUGGACAGCUGCACCCCAGAGCUCCUCCUAAACCUCUCAGGGUCUCUGCUGUUUUCCCCAACAUGAUGCCUCCUCCGCCCACAGACUCGGAUGAGGACCCCUCUUCUCUCUACACUGAGCUGGUCAUCCAGCUGCCACAGUCCCAGCGGAAGGGCCACGUGGACCGCUUACGUGCGGAAGAGAAGUGGCAGAGCCGUGCAAGACUCACAGAAACUUCCUUUGGCUUCCUGGAGGCCCAAAAGACCGAGGCAUCACCACACCUGCCAUUUGACAAAGCGCUGCAGGGGAAGGCAGAGAGGAAGUGGCAAGACUGGCAUUUUGAACGGCCACAUAUGGAGUCAAGGUCAUGUUUCCAGUUGGAUGAGUUUGAGUCACUUCUUUUACCGGAGAACAACCGACCUCUGGAUCCCAACGUCCUGCUGGCAGUCAAAGAGCUCUUCAACCGCUCCAAUGUUAACACCACCGCCCUGCACAUGCUCAGUGUCGACUGCCAGGUAGCACGCAUCGUUGGAGUGACGGAUGAGCAGAAGAGGAUUAUGGGGGUUGAAUCAGGGCUGGAGCUUGUUACUCUACCACAUGGACACCAGUUACGACAGGAUUUGUUAGAAAGGCAUCAUGUAAUAGCACUGGGAGUUGCAGUGGACAUCCUGGGCUGCACAGGGACUGUGAGCCAGAGGGCAGCUGUUUUACAUAAAUUUAUCUCAUUGGCUCAGGCCCUGAAAGAACAUGCCCACAAUCUCUACUCCUUCUCAGCUGUGAUGAAGGGUCUGGAAAUGCCUCAGGUGGAGCGACUGCAGAUGACGUGGCGGGCGCUGAGGAGGAACCACACAGAGAGUGCAGUUUUAUAUGAGAAGAAACUCAAACCCUUCAUGAACUCACUCAGCGAUGGGAGACGGUAAGUGGUGGAUUCUGUAGUUCAGGGUCCUGUAGCCAUGCCACACCUUGUUCCUUUGCUGAUGGUGAUGGAGGGCGAGGACCCAGUGGAGAACAGUGACAGAGGCUGUGAGCUUCUCUACGAUGUUCUCCAAUCAGCUCGCAGUGCUGCGCUACAUGCCAAAGAUUAUCAGAAGCACGCGCACACUCUGCUCACAGGAGGCUGGGAGCCCAUCCCUGAGCUGCUGGAGGCUGUCCGGACAGAGUUCGCCCUGCGACUGCUCUGGGGUCAGACGGGUGCAGCAGCGGCCAGACAGGAGCGCUACGAGAAGUUUGACAAAAUUCUUUGCGUUCUCUCUGAUAAACUGGAACCUGUGGAGGCCUCCCCACAACAACCUGAGCUGCAGGACCUGUCUUACUAAAUGAAAGGUGAAAUCAAGAAAAGACCAAAGAGAGAUGGUUUCAGUUUUGUUGUGUCAAGGUAGCACGGGCAGAGAUCUGACCCCUGACGUCACACAGACGAAGAAGGAGAUGGUAUUUUUUCCUUUACUUUCUGAGGUGCCAGUGACUCUUGGCUGAGCUUGUCAAGUGACAGCUUAACCAUAACUUGUAAAAAAUUAAUUUUAUCUGCAAUGUGUGGACAGACCUUUACUGUGAAAAGGACUGUGUUUUGUAAUUUUGUAGAAAUCUGAAAUUGUUUACCCCAAAACUUGGGUAAUCUGUUUACUUUUCCAAAUGAGCAUUAGAAACAUUGUUAAAACUGAGUUCAUUCCUUUUAUACAUGAACUGCUGCUGUAAGGCACCACACUGGAAUUUUUUUCACAUCAGUGUUUCUAAAGCAAUAAAUGAAUGUGUUUACUUUU
This is a messenger RNA of Lates calcarifer (barramundi perch), 3664 nucleotides long. It is a transcript of the gene sh2d3a, whose product is annotated as SH2 domain containing 3A. The record is from RefSeq and is a predicted model, not a curated record. NCBI's taxonomy places the organism in Eukaryota, Metazoa, Chordata, Actinopteri, Centropomidae. Gene Ontology annotation, molecular function: phosphotyrosine residue binding; guanyl-nucleotide exchange factor activity. Gene Ontology annotation, biological process: small GTPase-mediated signal transduction; positive regulation of peptidyl-serine phosphorylation.